GUGCUGAAAUAAAGUUGGUCACCUAGAGGUUUAGGUGGAUGAGAAAAAAAGAACUUCCACUAAUUAGCACCAUCGUAAAUCUUUGAGACCGAUGGCAACAAGCAAAGCUCAUGCAACAUGGGCAGACCUUCAGGAAAGUUUAAACCGCGUGCGGCAACAAUAUGGCCUGUUACCACGAGCAGGAUGGGAAAGUCUCAUUGAGAUGACUGCGUAUGAAAAAGCCAUUUUGGCAAAACAGAGGGCUAAAAAAAAGACAAAACUACUCCUGCCAAGCAUCUCAGAUGAUGACUCCAGUUCCACCAUUCAUACCAGAAGAGGGAGCAAGCAAUAUGACAGGUCUGAAAAACACCACGAUAUCUACAAAACCCAUUCUGUAAAGAAAACCGAACAGCGUGGAAAGGCAAAGACAAAACUGGAAAAUGGAGUAUUUAAAUAUUACACAGAAAACCAUCUUUUUGCCGUGGAUUUUGUAAACUCCUUUGUGUCGGAGAUGUUACUCAGUGAGAUUAUCCCAGAUGUGUUAAUUGAGGCCCUGGCUGAGACCACCACAAAGAUAUGGCUGCAAUCAAAGAAAUCAAAUAAAAAAACAAGGUCAAGGGAAGAAAGAACUAAUUCCAUUCAUGAGUCAUGCUCAUUGUCGAUCUUGAAGGAAUUGGUGGCUGAAGUUGUGGGUGAUCUAUCUACUCAUGUAGUCAGAAGCACAAUUAAGGAGUUUGUGGAUGAUCACCUGCUAAGGACUGCUGUUUAUGAUUUUAUGGAUGAAAUUUGUUACAAUAUAAUACAAACAGAAACACCAUUACUGGUAAAAGAAAUAAAAGAUGAAAUGCAUAUAGAUGGAAUGCUGCAAUACCUAAUAGACAGUGUGAUUGAGAAAGAAGUGAAAGAUAUCAUCAGCACCGUCUUCAAUGAAUAUGAAGCCCAGCUAUCUGAAUUGCAGCACAAUCAGAUUUCAAGAAGUGCAGGUAAAUACUUGAUCGACGUGUUUUUCCUGGAGCAUUUAAUUGAAAUGACUAGAACACAGGAAGUGAGUGGAUUUGGAAAAGAUUCCUCAUUGAUUCUGUUGGACAGUAUCAUGCUAGAUACUCUCAUAAGUCAACAUCUACAGAUUCAACAUGGACAACAAUCUACUCUAGAAAACCACCCUGUGAUGGUCCUGCAUCAAAAAGCUUUUAGCAAAGUGGCUCUAGAAGUUAUGUUGACAGAACUGAAUCUGAUGUUAGAUGAAGAUAUGGAAGAUAUUUUUGAAUAUGAGAGAGACUUGGAGCUGUGAGGUGUUACGUGAAAUCGUAGAGAGACGGAUAGAUACCAAUGUGGCAAAUCAUAUAUAUCACAGAUAUUUGCAAUACCUUAAUUAGACUCUCAAAAUAUUUGACUAUGCACUCAGUGAUAUAUUUCAGUGUAUUCUAAGCUCACAUGGUCAUCCAUGCUACAACAUAACAACUGGACUGGAUUCCUCACUGGAUAACCUGGACACAAAAUUUGACUGCAAAUAGGAACUAUUAGGCCAAUCUAGUCAGCCUGUUUUUCUUGAUAUAUGACUCAGGUCUUAAUUAUUCUUUGAGGGUAGCUUUAUGCCAUGCAUGUUUAAAUUCUAAACAGGCAUUGAUUACCCUCAAGCAACUUGAGGGUUGAUUACUGUGCAAACAGCUUGUUUUUAAACUUGCUUUAACUUGGCUCUCAUGCAGUCCAGUGUAUGUAAGCUGUGUGUGAUUGGAAAUCUGAGUUGGCUUUAGUGGAUUUGUGAGCUGGAUUUAAUAAUAUGAGUUUGCUAGUCCCAACUCCCAUGCCAUUGCAGCUUGUUAAACACACCUGCCUGAUGCAUUUUGGAAAUAUUGCAAAUUCCAUGUGAGCACCAAAAUAUGUGCAAUUAACAUAAACAACACAAGGGGGAGCCCUAAUACUAGAAUUAUAAAUACUGGAGCUUCAACACACUGGAAACUCUUUGGUUAGUAAAAACCAGGCUGUUCCUGUGAGUGCACACAACAUUACAUUAUAUUACGUUUAUUUAUAAAGCGCCGGCAGAUUACGCAGCGCUGUUACAGUCGGUAGAACAAUUUAGAAACACAUACAAUAACAAACUGGUGCAAAGGAGAAGAGGUUCAUUACAUUGUAAAACAAAUGUUAAUGGUGUAAGUACUCCUCGUAAAAUGUUUAAGGGAUUGUUUUGUAACAUUUAUUGACGUAUUUAAUAUACAAUGCUAAAUUCUUGACAAUAAAUCUGUUUUAACACAAACAGAGAAACAUGCCGGUUACACCGAGGAAUUUGUUUUCUCUUGAGUUUAAGUAUGUGUGGUAGAUCUGCCCCAUCUCAGCUACAUUUAUGUGUGCAGGUGUACAAAGGGAGCACAGAAAAGAUUCAGUCAGGGCGUAAAGCACUUAGCACGGUAGCUACGGUAUAUGUAGUAAUGCAAAUAAAAUGCAUAACAUAUAAGAAUAUUGCCUAUUAACUAUGUUGUAUGCAUCUUUGUGUCAGCAGCUAUUGUA
Molecule: messenger RNA, 2484 nt
Organism: Spea bombifrons (plains spadefoot toad)
Lineage: Eukaryota; Metazoa; Chordata; Amphibia; Anura; Pelobatidae
Exons: 12
Coding region: 92-1270 (392 amino acids)
Source: RefSeq, a predicted model, not a curated record